AUCAAGUCCGCUUCAGUUCAACAUGGACGGAAUCUUAUUUUUUAGGAUAAGUUUGAUUCUACUAAUCUUUGCAUUGGGGAGUGUCACAGGUUCCAUCAUCACAGGAUUUUUUGACGAACCAUUGGAUCUUUCCUGUAAUGAAAAUAAUGAUACUAAGCAACCAAUAGAAAAGCUGAUUGUUAUUCUCAAAUUGAGCAAUGCUACUGAUACAACUACAACUAAAUUUGUUUCAUACAAUGGUACCAAAGUUUGCAAUGAAGAUCAUUGGCUGUAUAAUAUAUGCCUGUCACAGGUGACGUCAUAUUUGACCAAAGAUGAUAAUCGAGCCCAUUUCGUUAUCAUGAAUCCUCCACCAACACUCAAUAAUCGUGAGACUAAAUGUGUGUAUGAAUACAAAUAUUCGACUACCGAGGACACCCCUAGUGGAGGAACUGUUCGAACGAUUAAACUUCAAGGUUUGUAAACAAUUUUGCUCUGUAUGACCAUGCAUAUAUUUUACAACCAUCACUCCUGUACGUAUAUUACGUACGCGGGCUCUUCCGUGAGGUUCGCUUCGGAUCCACACACACUAUUCACAAUAUACAGCACUUAACUCACAUGUUGAUUUUUACGGAGGGAGAAUUUACUGCGAUUUUUAUAAACAUGCGAACUCUGUGUCUGCGAGCUGCACGCUAAAAUUUGGUUUUUGGCUGCCUCCAGUCAAAGCAAAAAAGGUACCGACUGAUAAGGUUUGAUUGACGGCAGCGAAAAACCAAAUUUCGUGCAGCUUGCAGCAAGCGAGUUCGCAUGUUCAUUAUGAUAAUAGCAGUAAUAGGAAAUCCCCCGUGACAAAGAUGAUGAUGGUGAUGAUGAUGAUAAUCAUCAUCCUCAUCAAAACAGUGGAACGCUCUCCCUAAGGACAUUAGACAUGCAUCAUCAGUAGAACUUUUUAAAAAGAAACUUAAAACAUACCUGUUCAAUUUAUAAUCCAAGUAGUCAGACCACAUUUAU
Molecule: messenger RNA, 990 nt
Organism: Actinia tenebrosa (Australian red waratah sea anemone)
Lineage: Eukaryota; Metazoa; Cnidaria; Anthozoa; Actiniaria; Actiniidae
Source: RefSeq, a predicted model, not a curated record